UUCCAAAGUAUCCAAUCGAAUCAAGUGUAUGGAACUACAAGUUUUUCAGUAAGAAGUUGAACCGUCAUUAAUGUCCAGGCAAGUGAGAAACCACCUCUCAUCUCAACCAUUCAAUGGUUCGCAUGCCAAUCCUUUGCGAGGUUGAAUCUACUCUGUUGAAAUCAACGAACUGUACCUUCCAUCAUACGCAACUCGUAAUUUCUCAUAGUUUGAAAUCGGAGUAGGCCAGAAGUUAACCUUAGGCUGAAACACAAAAAAUUUAUAUCGUAUAUUUGUCUGGUCAACGAAUAACUCCGUCUUCUCCCGCCUCAGAUUACACGAAAAGAGAGUCGUCGUAUAACGAAAAGGCUUAUAAUGACGAAUCGAGUAUCGUAGAAAGAUAACCUCGGGCUUCUCUGGAUGUUGACCAACUACACUACCCUUGCCCCAGUCCGAGCUCUUGAUUUCAGGGAUAUUACCAAAUAACUUAUUCAACGACACUUGAUAGUGUCUCCUCCAACGACGACCUCCUUCGUCUUCUUACCAUCUCCACACACUCAAACUAUCCUCUGUUCUGGCCCAAUACAAUGGAGAAAUCAAGUGCAGAGCAGCUUGCGAGGAACAAACCGCUGAACAACCUUCGACCUGACCAAAAGAAUCCAUUAAAAUUGGAGCUUCGUCAUCAUUAUUAUCAUCUAGUCGGCUGUAAGGAUUCCACCCAACAACGACUGAUUUCCUGUCAUAAUCCUUCCAGUACAACUUCCCAUUAAGCGAAACAACAUCAUAAUCUAGAUCCCACCGUGGAAUUGAAGCACAGAGAGCAAGUUCCAUCCACUCCCCUGCUUCCGAACAGAAAACGUCUGAUUCUCGACCAUAUCGGUGCAAGCGCACCACGAAAAACCGAUAAUCGGAGUGAUGGGUGAACGGCUCUUCCCCACCGCCGGCGACGCCGAAAAACAGAGUGUUGAUGAUCGAAUUACAGGGCUUGCACACCAAUCUUGCUGUAAUCGCCGUGGAGCUAGUUUUUGGCGCCAAAGGAAGGGCCACCCACUGCUUUGUGAACGGAUUGCAUACCAAGAACGUCCUUCUCAGCUCACCGUCGGGAUUCCUCCCGCCGUUCCGAUCCGCGAAUUGGACCAGGAGCAAGUCCCUGAAGCAAUCCGCAACGAAGGCCUGGAAGGGGAUUUCGUCGCUGGGCACUAGGAGAAAGAUCCAGAUGGGUCCCCGGACGGCGGAGGAUAUCAGGAGAGGCCGGUUCGAAUCAGGGGUGGGAAAGGAAGCGGCGAGAGAAGGAGGGAGUGGAGAGGAGGGAGUACCAUCGCUUGCAGACGGAUUUGCACCGCCAGGCGGAUUUGGUGUCCGAGAGGCGACAAAGGAAUUCUGCGAGUAGAUCGUGGUCCCCGAGUUUGCUGAUCCCCGCCGGAAGGGAAAUAGCUAGCGUUUUCCGGCGGCUAUCCUCGGUCGCCAUUGUUGCUGUGUGCUGGCGAGGAGAUUCGGGUACAAAAACAGGGAGCGGAGACCUAGACCCAACAGAAAGAAGAAAAAAAGUCCCCAUUUUAUUUGUAUGCCUGAUUUUUCCUAAUCGCCGUGGGUAAAGGGGCUUAUCCAAGCUAUUAGGCAUGGGCUUAUCGAGUAUCCCAAAAAUUUAUCUAGCCCAAUCCUUAAAGCGAUCCAGCCCACAUUACUGGACGCUAGGUGCAAGUUAGAGCAACUCCAUCCCAGAUUGCUUAUUGCUAUUGCUUUUGUUUAUUGGAUGGACAAAAAAACUCAGGAAUUGGAAUUCCAUUUCCAAUUCUAUUUGAUUAUUCCAUGUUUGGAAUAGUAAGAAGGUUGACAAUUGAACUCCAUUUGACCCAAAUAUUGGAAAUUAGAAUUCCUAUCAAAAGUUAUAGGAAUUGGGUUUAUGAAGAUGGAAUUAGUGAGACCCAUUCAUCUUUAUUAUUAUUUUAUAACUCCACUAUCUUAUUCCUCUCUUUCUCUCUCAUCAGUAUUUCAUUUCUCAAGAUAAAAAAAUCUACUAAAUCAUUAAUGAUUUUUAAAGAGUACAAUUCAUUUCCAUAGUUGUCGAAAUUAUGCCAAACACAAAUAUUGGAAAUGGAAUUCCAUAAAAGUUAGAAUUGGGAAUGAAAAUCCAUUUCCAUUUCUUAUGGAAUUAUAUCCAAACAGGCGGUAAGCAAUUGCAAGAAUGUAGUACUUCUUUCUUAUUUAGCAAGAUUGCUAAAUAAGCAAUCCCUUUUGCAAUGUAACAUAAGCAAUUGGGACCACACACUCAAAUUCUUUCUUUUUUUUUUCUAUCAACUUUGUACACAUAAAUUUUUACACUUAAUAAUCCUUGUGCUUGUGAUUUUUUUAAUUUAUUAAUAAAUUAAAAUCAUAAAUUAUGUUUUAAUUAUAUUGAACAUGAAAACUUAACACAAUGAUGUAUAAUUAAUGGUUGAACAUCCAUACACAAAACUAGAAAGAAAUCAUACUAAAAGUACACACCAUUCAUAUCAUGUAAUUUGUUUUGAUUUUUUGUAUUUCAUUAUGUAAUUUUUCCUUAUUUCUAUUUUGUGUAUGCUAUGUAUUUUGUGUUUAUUGAAUUUUUAAAAGUCUAUAAUCUAUUAUGCAAAAAUAUUGUUGAGAAAAAGAAUAUGGAGUAGGUCCCGUAAGGGACAUAGGUGGUUUGAAAUUGUUGAAUUGAAUAAUUGCUAAAGUUGGUGAUGUGAAUGUGGGGUCUAUUUAUGAAAUGGCUAACCUGUUGCAGGGAUGUAGAUGGUCUUACUCCCUACAGUGAUUUUAAAACAUAUCGCCAGCGACUUAUAACGGCUCAAUCUCUACCGCCGAUUAUAAAACAAGACGUAAAGUCGUAUCAAAGGUAUAUCUUAUGCUAAAAUCGUGAUUCGACCGUUUUAUACAAUUAAAAUCAAUAAUCAGUUUAAACUUUUAUAGAAGAUUUUUCAGAUUAGAUGGUCGAUUCGAUUUUACAAAUACUAUUAUAAAGAUGGAGCGGGGAACCGCAUGCGCAGUGAGCAAUGCGUCAAAGCACAGAACAAGAAAGUGCCAAAUUAUUGUGUUGCCAUUGCAUGCAUGAUUUUAGGUCUAAAGUGGCUCUCCGAGUAUUCAAUUGGGUUCCUUAGUGUUUAAUGUUUUUUUCCCCUUGUCUUGUCUUUCUAAGAACUUUCUUCCAAAGAACAUUAUCUGUCAGCACGUAGACGGAUCCAUAGUUAGUAAAUACUCCGUUUAAUA
Messenger RNA from Linum trigynum, 3207 nucleotides. The record is from the annotation of a GenBank genome assembly. NCBI's taxonomy places the organism in Eukaryota, Viridiplantae, Streptophyta, Magnoliopsida, Malpighiales, Linaceae.